GUGAUAAUGCGCGUUUACUCCGAUCCCUUUUGUGUAAUGGAAAUAUUUGAUUCCUUGUGAAACAGUUACUUAAGUCAGUUAAGUACCUAUGUUUCGGAACCUUUAUGUAAUCUUUCACAGAUCCAAAUUGCCUCUAUAAAUACUUGUGAAGUGUCAAUUAAUGGCAUAUCCUCAGUUUCAUUUAAAUAGAAAUAAAGGGUUAUAUAUAAGGUUAAUACUGCCUCUUGUUCUAUCUCGCUUUUAUCGAGUAUCAAGCAUGAGCAAGCGGAAAGCGCCCUCCUCUGAAGACAAUCCUAAUCAUGACUUUUGUGAGUUUCUAAUGGAGCUGGCUGAAAAUGAAAGGAAUGUGAAUCGCAAUAUUCACAAGUACAAUGCUUACCGCAAGGCAGCAACCUCUCUCGCAGCACAUGCAACCAGGAUAAAAUCUGGAAAGGAAGCCUCGAAAUUAGAAGGUGUCGGUCAGAAGAUUGCUCAGAAAAUUGAUGAAUUUCUGGAAACUGGGAAACUAGCAAAAUUGGAAAAGAUUCGAGAGGAUGGAGUAGGACCUGCUAUUUCAACAUUGACUCGUGUAUCUGGCAUUGGACCAGCUAAAGCAAAAGAACUUUAUGAUCUUGGUAUCCGAACAAUCGAAGAAUUAAAGUUACAUGAAAAUAAACUCAAUCAUCAUCAGCGCAUUGGACUAAAAUAUUUUGAAGAUUUUGAAAAACGGAUUCCACGCGAUGAGAUCAAACAGGUAGAAGAAAUUAUAUCGUCAGAACUUACGAAGCUGGACAAAGACUUUCAAAUUACCAUUUGUGGAAGUUAUCGGCGAGGUAAAGCUGAAAGUGGAGACAUGGACGUUCUCAUCACCCAUCCUAAUUACACAUCAGAUAUGCCGAAAUCAAAAUCGGAGGCUUUAUUGAAGCAAGUUGUUUCUGCCCUUCAGAAAAUUGAACUCAUUACGGAUACAAUUUCAGUCGGAGAUGUCAAGUUCAUGGGCGCCUGUAAACCAAAGGACACAGCUCGGCGACUUGAUAUCAGAGUCACUCCGAUUGAUCAGUACUUUUGUGCUGUAUUAUAUUUCACUGGCAGUGACAUGUUUAACAAGCAAAUGCGAGCACAUGCAUUGCAGAAUAACUUUACUCUGAAUGAGUAUUGUCUGCGACCAAUCGGAUCCACUGGCGUCCCAGGAGCUCCUGUUCCAAUUUCCAGUGAGAAAAACAUUUUUGAAUACAUUGAUUUCCCGUACAAAUUACCAGAAGAGAGGAACUAGAGUGGAUCCCACAGUUAAGCAAAUACUAGUAUUCUCCACUACUUAUGUAAUUUUGAAAAAUUAUUUGUUUGUUUAUUUGUACUCUCGAUAAUCAUCGCAUAUGAGUCACUCAGGCUUAUUGUCUGAUCUAUAUUCUCAGGUAUUAGUCUAGAAAUUGCAGAAUUUCUUAUAUGACGUACAAUGUACUCCUACCCCUCCUCAUCCUCUUUAAAUUAUCUUCAUGGAGAAUGUAAGAGCCGAGAUGCAUGAAUGCAUACUAAUUACCUAUUUAGUACAGACCGAAAAAAUGUAAAAGAAUGUCGAAAAAAGUCUUUCACCAAAAUUUUUUCAUGAGCCCUGUAUUAAUCGUAUUGAAAUCCUCCUCCUCCCCUCUAAAUAUGAGAUAUGCCCCACAUGUGGAGAAAUAUAUGGCAACUAAGUAAACGGAUGUACUUUUUGUUCUAACAGCCUCUGCUUUCGUCUCCAAUAGCUUCUGAGGCUGUUAAUUUCUGUGUUUUUAUUAUUUUGUUAAAUCAUAUUUCAUUUUUAUAAAUCAAAUAAAUUGUGUUCGUUUUUGUAAAAGUAAA
Molecule: messenger RNA, 1818 nt
Organism: Bemisia tabaci
Lineage: Eukaryota; Metazoa; Arthropoda; Insecta; Hemiptera; Aleyrodidae
Product: DNA polymerase beta
Biological process (GO): double-strand break repair via nonhomologous end joining; base-excision repair
Cellular component (GO): nucleus
Molecular function (GO): DNA binding; DNA-directed DNA polymerase activity
Source: RefSeq, a predicted model, not a curated record